Messenger RNA from Colletotrichum graminicola M1.001, 285 nucleotides. RefSeq lists its product as uncharacterized. The transcript has a single exon. The record is from RefSeq and is a predicted model, not a curated record. Bases 1 to 285 code for a protein of 94 amino acids. NCBI's taxonomy places the organism in Eukaryota, Fungi, Ascomycota, Sordariomycetes, Glomerellales, Glomerellaceae.
AUGGCACCGGCCUUUGCACAGCUGGCCGCCGCACACGCAGCCCCGGGUAGCAUCGCCUUCGCAAAGGUCGAUGUCGACGCUGUGCCCGACGUGGCCAGCCGCUAUCGCGUGGCCACCCUACCCAACUUCACCCUGAUCAGGGGCGGUGAGCCGUUCCAGGAGGUCAAGGGUGCGUACCCGGCGCAGCUCCGGAGUGCGGUAGAGUCGAUGGCGAAGGAAGCCAAGGAGAAGGGCGGGGAGGAAGGAAAUGCGGUAAAGAAGGCCUUGGAGGACGAGAAUUGGUGA